Molecule: messenger RNA, 3599 nt
Organism: Cavia porcellus (domestic guinea pig)
Lineage: Eukaryota; Metazoa; Chordata; Mammalia; Rodentia; Caviidae
Gene: Spart
Product: spartin
Exons: 9
Coding region: 343-2343 (666 amino acids)
Biological process (GO): negative regulation of BMP signaling pathway; cell division
Cellular component (GO): plasma membrane
Source: RefSeq, a predicted model, not a curated record
CACAAAGGCUGCAUUCCAGAACUUUGUUUUCCCAGGUGCACGGGGCUUCGCUGCAGAGUUGAACAGCCUCUGUUCUCCCCCUAGCGGCCACAGGCUCCCACUGCAGGCCACUCUUCCCCAGGGUCUCCCGCGACGCCUCCUUCGCGGGCGGUGCGAGGCACUGCGCAGGCGCGGAACGGCAGAGGGCGUGAGCGUGAGACCCCGUGGCGGGGACUUCGCCGAGUUACCGGUUUCGGAGGUUCUGGCUUCCCACCGUCGCCUUUUUCCCUCGCCUGAAGUUUCACUGAGGCGUCUGGGUUGGAAGCGUACUAACGGACGCCCGUGCACCACUGAGAAGAAGAAAUGGAGCAAGAGCCACAGAAUGAAGAACCUGCUGACAUUAAGAUUAUCAAGGAAGCCUAUAAGAAUGCCUUUUUAUUUGUUAAUAAAGGUUUGAAUACAGAUGAAUUAGGGCAGAAGGAAGAAGCAAAGAAAUACUAUAAGCAAGGAAUAGGACAUCUGCUCAGAGGAAUCAGUAUUAUAUCAACAGAACCUCAACACACAGGCCCUGGCUGGGAAUCUGCUAGACAGAUGCAACAGAAAAUGAAAGAAACACUACAGAAUGUACGGGCCAGGUUAGAAAUUCUAGAGAAAGGUCUUGACACUUCUCUACGAAAUGAUCUCCAGGAAGUACCCAAGUUAUAUCCGGAAUUUCCACCUAAAGACAUGCAUGAAAAGUCGCCAGGGCCUCAAUCCGCUACCCCACCUCCUCAGCAUACUGAAGUAAAUGGUAACACUACAACUACAAGUUCAGGACUCACUGCUGCACCAUCUUCUCUAGCCUUACCAUCUUCAAGCUGUCCAUCAGAAGCUCCUCCUGCUUAUACUCCGCAGGCUGUGGAGGGUCACUACACUGUGUCUUAUGGAACAGAUUCUGGCGAAAUUUCAUCAGUUGGAGAAGACUUCUAUAGGAGUCAUUCUCAGCCACCUCCUCUUGAGACCUUAGGGAUGGAUGCAGAUGAACUGAUUUUGAUACCAAAUGGAGUGCAGAUUUUUUUUGUCAAUCCUGCUGGGGAGGUUAGUGCACCUUCGUAUCCUGGCUACCUUCGAAUUGUGAGGUUCUUGGAUAAUUCUCUUGAUACAGUUCUAAACCGCCCUCCUGGGUUUCUUCAGGUUUGUGACUGGUUGUAUCCUCUAGUUCCUGAUAGAUCUCCAGUUCUCAAAUGUUCAGUGGGAGCCUACAUGUUUCCUGAUACAAUGUUACAAGCAGCUGGUUGCUUUGUGGGUGUGGUUUUAUCCUCUGAGCUACCAGAAGAUGAUAGAGAACUCUUUGAGGAUCUAUUAAGACAAAUGUCUGACCUUCGACUCCAGGCCAACUGGAAUAGGGCAGAAGGAGAAAAUGAAUUUCAAAUUCCUGGAAGAACAAGAUUCCCCUCUGACCAAGUGAAAGGAGCGUCUGGUAGUGAUGCGAGUCAGUUGGACCCUUCAUUAGGCCAAGGCAAAAAGGAUGGGCAUCAUAAAGGAAAACAUAAGAAAAAGACUAAAGGUACUUCAAAUGAAGACAUUAAUCUGAGUCACAUUGUACCCUGUGAGCCAGUUUCAGAAGAAAGAGCAAAAGAAUUGCCUGAAUGGAGUGAGAAAGUGGCUCAAAACAUUUUGUCAGGUGCUUCCUGGGUGAGUUGGGGUUUAGUCAAAGGUGCUGAGUUUACUGGCAAAGCAAUCCAGAAGGGUGCUUCUAAACUCCGAGAACGGAUUCAGCCAGAAGAAAAGCCAGUGGAAGUCAGUCCAGCUGUCUCCAAGGGACUUUAUAUAGCCAAGCAGGCUACAGGAGGAGCAGCCAAAGUCAGCCAGUUUCUGGUUGAUGGAGUCUGCUCUGUAGCAAAUUGUGUUGGAAAAGAAUUGGCUCCACAUGUUAAGAAGCAUGGAAGCAAACUUGUUCCAGAAUCUCUUAAAAGAGACAAAGAUGGAAAGUCUACUCUGGAUGGUGCUAUGGUUGUUGCAGCAAGUAGUGUUCAAGGAUUUUCAACCGUCUGGCAGGGUUUAGAAUGUGCAGCUAAAUGCAUUGUUGACAACGUUUCAGCCGAAACUGUACAAACUGUCAGAUACAAAUAUGGGCAUAAUGCAGGAGAAGCUACACACCAUGCAGUGGAUUCUGCCAUCAAUGUUGGCGUAACUGCCUAUAAUAUUGACAACAUUGGUAUCAAAGCAAUGGUGAAGAAAACUGCAAAACAAACGGGACAAAAACUCCUUGAGGACUAUCAGAUAAUUGAUGAUUCUCAGAAGGAAAGUGAAGAAGAAACAUCAGAUCCAAACAUGAGAAAACAGAACAAUGAGAAGAAAGAGGCAAAGAAGAAAGAUAAAUGAUGGAAGUGAUGGAAACUGCCCAUACCAAAGCCUUACCGAAUGGAGGAAAUUUUGUAAAACAGGCAAAUGUGGAAUUCUGCACAGAUUAACCAGUAUUUUUUAAUGUAUUCAUUCAUAUCAAAUGACUGCCAUAAGUAUUCUGACAUGUAUUCCACUUACAAGGAAAACAAUCAGCAUUUUUGCAUCUGAUCUUAGAAAUAAUGCAGUGAUAGGGCUAGGGAUUUAGGUCAGCCAUGUAAGUGCCUGCCUGGCAAGCGCAGGGUCGCAAGUUUGAUCCCCAGUACCAAAAAAAAAAAAAAAAAAAAAGAAAGAAAGAAAGAAAAAGGAAUAAUGAAAGUAUAUUCUCAGUAAAUUUAUUUUUGCCCUGAAUGUGGUUAAAAUAUUUUUUGUAGUUAAAGCUCAUAAUACAUGAAAGUCAUGAAUCUCACUAUACCUAAUGUUAAUAUUUUUCUACUAUCUUUCAGGAAGAAAAGUAGGAAAUUAUAUAUUUACAUAAAAUGUGUUUAGUAACCUCAAUAAUACUAUAUUUAUACUGGGAAAGAAUGACUUCCAAACAUACUUUCUUUUUGCACUAACUGUGAAUCUCUUUAGGUGCUUGUCAGAAUUUUCAGUGUUUAAGCUAAAUAAAAACUAUAAACAAAUAAAAAGAAUUUUCAGCCUACAUUUUAAAACAUUUUCAAAGAGGAAGAGAUUGAUCAUGGAAAAUAAAAAUGAAGCCCUGUAAAACUAUUUGGUAGCUCACCUGUUAGGAUAUGAGGUCUUUUUCAUUUAAAAGGAAUAAAAAUACAUCUUUAUGUCUUCUGGAUUGUGACUGGUAUUGAUGUAUUACAAACUUAGGAAAUUUUGCAGUAUUACUUGUAUUUAUUAAAAUUCAAACUAAUUAUCGGCUUAAUUGAUUAAAACCUUUGUAAAAACUAAAGUAGUUGAAUUUACUGAUGGUAAGUACAUUCUUACUUUUUGAUUUAGUCAUUGGAAUGUAUAUUUAAAAGCUAAUAAUCUACAAGGAUGGUUUUUUUUUGUGAUCAAGGCAAUGAGCUAUCAUCUGUAUAAUCAUUUUAAACCCCCUACUGGUUAGUUAAUUAGACUUUAUUUAAAGCUAACUAAAGAAUGCACUUCGUGAAUAAAAAAUCCUCUGACUUGCUUGGCCUCAAGUGUAUUUACUGGGCUUGUGAUUCAGGAACACAGAAUUGGUAGGGCUUUUUCUAAAGCCAGUGAUAAUAGUUGUGAAAGUGGAAAUAAAGUUGAAUUGGUAAAUA